This is a messenger RNA of Bursaphelenchus okinawaensis, 5997 nucleotides long. The record is from the annotation of a GenBank genome assembly. NCBI's taxonomy places the organism in Eukaryota, Metazoa, Nematoda, Chromadorea, Rhabditida, Aphelenchoididae.
AUGAAGGCUGAAGCUGACAAGAAGAAGGCUGACGAGGAUGCCAAGAAAAAGGCUGAAGCUGACAAGAAGGCUGAAGCUGACAAGAAGAAGGCUGACGAAGAUGCCAAGAAGAAGGCUGAAGCUGACAAGAAGGCUGAAGCUGACAAGAAGAAGGCUGACGAAGAUGCCAAGAAGAAGGCCGAGGCUGACAAGAAGGCUGAAGCUGACAAGAAGAAGGCUGACGAAGCUGACAAGAAGAAGGCUGAAGCUGACAAGAAGAAGGCUGACGAAGACGCCAAGAAGAAGGCCGAGGCUGACAAGAAGGCUGAAGCUGACAAGAAGAAGGCUGACGAGGAUGCCAAGAAAAAGGCCGAGGCUGACAAGAAGGCCGAGGCUGACAAGAAGGCUGAAGCUGACAAGAAGGCUGAAGCUGACAAGAAAAAGGCUGACGAAGAUGCCAAGAAGAAGGCUGAAGCUGACAAGAAGGCUGAAGCUGACAAGAAGAAGGCUGACGAAGCUGACAAGAAGAAGGCUGACGAAGAUGCCAAGAAGAACGCCGAGGCUGACAAGAAGAAGGCUGACGAAGAUGACAAGAUGAAGGCUGAAGCUGACAAGAAGAAGGCUGACGAGGAUGCCAAGAAAAAGGCUGAAGCUGACAAAAAAGCUGAAGCUGACAAGAAAAAGGCUGACGAAGAUGCCAAGAAGAAGGCUGAAGCUGACAAGAAGGCCGAGGCUGACAAGAAAGCUGAAGCUGACAAGAAGAAGGCUGACGAAGAUGACAAGAUGAAGGCUGAAGCUGACAAGAAGAAGGCUGACGAGGAUGCCAAGAAAAAGGCUGAAGCUGACAAAAAAGCUGAAGCUGACAAGAAAAAGGCUGACGAAGAUGCCAAGAAGAAGGCCGAGGCUGACAAGAAGGCUGCAGCUGACAAGAAAAAGGCUGACGAAGAUGACAAGAUGAAGGCUGAAGCUGACAAGAAGAAGGCUGACGAGGAUGCCAAGAAAAAGGCUGAAGCUGACAAGAAGGCUGAAGCUGACAAGAAGAAGGCUGACGAAGAUGCCAAGAAGAAGGCUGAAGCUGACAAGAAGGCUGAAGCUGACAAGAAGAAGGCUGACGAAGAUGCCAAGAAGAAGGCCGAGGCUGACAAGAAGGCUGAAGCUGACAAGAAGAAGGCUGACGAAGCUGACAAGAAGAAGGCUGAAGCUGACAAGAAGAAGGCUGACGAAGACGCCAAGAAGAAGGCCGAGGCUGACAAGAAGGCUGAAGCUGACAAGAAGAAGGCUGACGAGGAUGCCAAGAAAAAGGCCGAGGCUGACAAGAAGGCUGAAGCUGACAAGAAGAAGGCUGACGAAGCUGACAAGAAGAAGGCUGAAGCUGACAAGAAGAAGGCUGACGAAGACGCCAAGAAGAAGGCCGAGGCUGACAAGAAGGCUGAAGCUGACAAGAAGAAGGCUGACGAAGCUGACAAGAAGAAGGCUGAAGCUGACAAGAAGAAGGCUGACGAAGACGCCAAGAAGAAGGCCGAGGCUGACAAGAAGGCUGAAGCUGACAAGAAGAAGGCUGACGAGGAUGCCAAGAAAAAGGCCGAGGCUGACAAGAAGGCCGAGGCUGACAAGAAGGCUGAAGCUGACAAGAAGGCUGAAGCUGACAAGAAAAAGGCUGACGAAGAUGCCAAGAAGAAGGCUGAAGCUGACAAGAAGGCUGAAGCUGACAAGAAGAAGGCUGACGAAGCUGACAAGAAGAAGGCUGACGAAGAUGCCAAGAAGAACGCCGAGGCUGACAAGAAGAAGGCUGACGAAGAUGCCAAGAAGAAGGCUGAAGCUGACAAGAAGAAGGCUGACGAAGAUGCCAAGAAGGCUGACGAAGAUGACAAGAUGAAGGCUGAAGCUGACAAGAAGAAGGCUGACGAGGAUGCCAAGAAAAAGGCUGAAGCUGACAAGAAGGCUGAAGCUGACAAGAAGAAGGCUGACGAAGAUGCCAAGAAGAAGGCUGAAGCUGACAAGAAGGCUGAAGCUGACAAGAAGAAGGCUGACGAAGAUGCCAAGAAGAAGGCCGAGGCUGACAAGAAGGCUGAAGCUGACAAGAAGAAGGUUGACGAAGCUGACAAGAAGAAGGCUGAAGCUGACAAGAAGAAGGCUGACGAAGACGCCAAGAAGAAGGCCGAGGCUGACAAGAAGGCUGAAGCUGACAAGAAGAAGGCUGACGAGGAUGCCAAGAAAAAGGCCGAGGCUGACAAGAAGGCCGAGGCUGACAAGAAGGCUGAAGCUGACAAGAAGGCUGAAGCUGACAAGAAAAAGGCUGACGAAGAUGCCAAGAAGAAGGCUGAAGCUGACAAGAAGGCUGAAGCUGACAAGAAGAAGGCUGACGAAGAUGACAAGAUGAAGGCUGAAGCUGACAAGAAGAAGGCUGACGAGGAUGCCAAGAAAAAGGCUGAAGCUGACAAAAAAGCUGAAGCUGACAAGAAAAAGGCUGACGAAGAUGCCAAGAAGAAGGCUGAAGCUGACAAGAAGGCCGAGGCUGACAAGAAAGCUGAAGCUGACAAGAAGAAGGCUGACGAAGAUGACAAGAUGAAGGCUGAAGCUGACAAGAAGAAGGCUGACGAGGAUGCCAAGAAAAAGGCUGAAGCUGACAAAAAAGCUGAAGCUGACAAGAAGAAGGCUGACGAAGCUGACAAGAAGAAGGCUGACGAAGAUGCCAAGAAGAAGGCCGAGGCUGACAAGAAGGCUGAAGCUGACAAGAAGAAGGCUGACGAAGCUGACAAGAAGAAGGCUGACGAAGAUGCCAAGAAGAACGCCGAAGCUGACAAGAAGAAGGCUGACGAAGAUGCCAAGAAGAAGGCUGAAGCUGACAAGAAGAAGGCUGACGAGGAUGCCAAGAAAAAGGCUGAAGCUGACAAGAAGGCCGAGGCUGACAAGAAAGCUGAAGCUGACAAGAAGAAGGCUGACGAGGAUGCCAAGAAAAAGGCUGAAGCUGACAAGAAGGCUGAAGCUGACAAGAAGAAGGCUGACGAAGAUGACAAGAUGAAGGCUGAAGCUGACAAGAAGAAGGCUGACGAGGAUGCCAAGAAAAAGGCUGAAGCUGACAAGAAGGCUGAAGCUGACAAGAAGAAGGCUGACGAAGAUGCCAAGAAGAAGGCUGAAGCUGACAAGAAGGCUGAAGCUGACAAGAAGAAGGCUGACGAAGAUGCCAAGAAGAAGGCCGAGGCUGACAAGAAGGCUGAAGCUGACAAGAAGAAGGCUGACGAAGCUGACAAGAAGAAGGCUGAAGCUGACAAGAAGAAGGCUGACGAAGACGCCAAGAAGAAGGCCGAGGCUGACAAGAAGGCUGAAGCUGACAAGAAGAAGGCUGACGAGGAUGCCAAGAAAAAGGCCGAGGCUGACAAGAAGGCCGAGGCUGACAAGAAGGCUGAAGCUGACAAGAAGGCUGAAGCUGACAAGAAAAAGGCUGACGAAGAUGCCAAGAAGAAGGCUGAAGCUGACAAGAAGGCUGAAGCUGACAAGAAGAAGGCUGACGAAGCUGACAAGAAGAAGGCUGACGAAGAUGCCAAGAAGAACGCCGAGGCUGACAAGAAGAAGGCUGACGAAGAUGACAAGAUGAAGGCUGAAGCUGACAAGAAGAAGGCUGACGAGGAUGCCAAGAAAAAGGCUGAAGCUGACAAAAAAGCUGAAGCUGACAAGAAAAAGGCUGACGAAGAUGCCAAGAAGAAGGCUGAAGCUGACAAGAAGGCCGAGGCUGACAAGAAAGCUGAAGCUGACAAGAAGAAGGCUGACGAAGAUGACAAGAUGAAGGCUGAAGCUGACAAGAAGAAGGCUGACGAGGAUGCCAAGAAAAAGGCUGAAGCUGACAAAAAAGCUGAAGCUGACAAGAAAAAGGCUGACGAAGAUGCCAAGAAGAAGGCCGAGGCUGACAAGAAGGCUGCAGCUGACAAGAAAAAAGCUGACGAAGAUGACAAGAUGAAGGCUGAAGCUGACAAGAAGAAGGCUGACGAGGAUGCCAAGAAAAAGGCUGAAGCUGACAAGAAGGCUGAAGCUGACAAGAAGAAGGCUGACGAAGAUGCCAAGAAGAAGGCUGAAGCUGACAAGAAGGCUGAAGCUGACAAGAAGAAGGCUGACGAAGAUGACAAGAUGAAGGCUGAAGCUGACAAGAAGAAGGCUGACGAAGAUGACAAGAUGAAGGCUGAAGCUGACAAGAAGAAGGCUGACGAGGAUGCCAAGAAAAAGGCUGAAGCUGACAAAAAAGCUGAAGCUGACAAGAAAAAGGCUGACGAAGAUGCCAAGAAGAAGGCUGAAGCUGACAAGAAGGCCGAGGCUGACAAGAAAGCUGAAGCUGACAAGAAGAAGGCUGACGAAGAUGACAAGAUGAAGGCUGAAGCUGACAAGAAGAAGGCUGACGAGGAUGCCAAGAAAAAGGCUGAAGCUGACAAAAAAGCUGAAGCUGACAAGAAGAAGGCUGACGAAGAUGACAAGAUGAAGGCUGAGGCUGACAAGAAGAAGGCUGACGAAGAUGACAAGAUGAAGGCUGAAGCUGACAAGAAGAAGGCUGACGAGGAUGCCAAGAAAAAGGCUGAAGCUGACAAAAAAGCUGAAGCUGACAAGAAAAAGGCUGACGAAGAUGCCAAGAAGAAGGCCGAGGCUGACAAGAAGGCUGAAGCUGACAAGAAGAAGGCUGACGAAGCUGACAAGAAGAAGGCUGAAGCUGACAAGAAGAAGGCUGACGAAGACGCCAAGAAGAAGGCCGAGGCUGACAAGAAGGCUGAAGCUGACAAGAAGAAGGCUGACGAGGAUGCCAAGAAAAAGGCCGAGGCUGACAAGAAGGCUGAAGCUGACAAGAAGAAGGCUGACGAAGCUGACAAGAAGAAGGCUGAAGCUGACAAGAAGAAGGCUGACGAAGACGCCAAGAAGAAGGCCGAGGCUGACAAGAAGGCUGAAGCUGACAAGAAGAAGGCUGACGAGGAUGCCAAGAAAAAGGCCGAGGCUGACAAGAAGGCCGAGGCUGACAAGAAGGCUGAAGCUGACAAGAAGGCUGAAGCUGACAAGAAAAAGGCUGACGAAGAUGCCAAGAAGAAGGCUGAAGCUAACAAGAAGGCUGAAGCUGACAAGAAGAAGGCUGACGAAGCUGACAAGAAGAAGGCUGACGAAGAUGCCAAGAAGAACGCCGAGGCUGACAAGAAGAAGGCUGACGAAGAUGCCAAGAAGAAGGCUGAAGCUGACAAGAAGAAGGCUGACGAGGAUGCCAAGAAAAAGGCUGAAGCUGACAAGAAGGCUGAAGCUGACAAGAAGAAGGCUGACAAAGAUGCCAAGAAGAAGGCCGAGGCUGACAAAAAGGCUGAAGCUGACAAGAAAAAGGCUGACGAAGAUGCCAAGAAGAAGGCUGAAGCUGACAAGAAGGCUGAAGCUGACAAGAAGAAGGCUGACGAAGCUGACAAGAAGAAGGCUGACGAAGAUGCCAAGAAGAAGGCUGAAGCUGACAAGAAGGCUGAAGCUGACAAGAAGAAGGCUGACGAAGCUGACAAGAAGAAGGCUGACGAAGAUGCCAAGAAGGCUGAAGCUGACAAGAAGAAGGCUGAAGCUGACAAGAAGAAGGCUGACGAAGAUGCCAAGAAGAAGGCCGAGGCUGACAAGAAGGCUGAAGCUGACAAGAAGAAGGCUGACGAAGAUGCCAAGAAGAAGGCUGACGAAGAUGCCAAGAAGAAGGCCGAGGCUGACAAGAAGGCUGAAGCUGACAAGAAGAAGGCUGACGAAGAUGGCAAGAUGAAGGCUGAAGCUGACAAGAAGAAGGCUGACGAAGAUGCCAAGAAGAAGGCCGAGGCUGACAAGAAGGCCGAGGCUGACAAGAAGGCUGAAGCUGACAAGAAGGCUGAAGCUGACAAGAAAAAGGCUGACGAAGAUGCCAAGAAGAAGGCCGAGGCUGACAAGAAGGCUGCAGCUGACAAGAAGAAGGCUGACGAAGCUGACAAGAAGAAGGCUGAAGCUGACAAGAAGAAGGCUGACGAGGAUGCCAAGAAAAAAGGCCGAGGCUGA